AAACAAAGCGCACAUGCCGAGGGUAUCUACCUACCCUGAUUCAACACGCGAGUCAUCCAAAACACAAUCCGUUGUAGAUAUUGUCAUAAUAACUAUAUUGUAAAAUAAAACUAUAAUGUGAUGUAGUAACUUCGUUGGUUUCAUGUGAAAUGAGUAUCAGAAAAAUCAUUCAAAACAAUGCACAUGUUCGCUGCUGACCGUGAUACAGCCAUCCUAAAUGAUGACCACAUCACUACGAAUAUCCUUGACGGGUCUCUCUACUACUAUAACAUAUAAAAUGUUGUAUAUAAUUAGAAAGUUAUUGUGACAAAUAGCAUUAAAAUGAGUGAACCACCUUAUGAGAUGCAAGUUAAAGAGGAUGGGCCAAAAGAGGGAAAGAAGCCUGGCCUUGCCGCAGGAAAGAUCUUCUACAAGCCAGGGGUUAUUGAAGAAGAAACCGAUGAGACCAGUGUAUUUGAUAGCUCCGCUGUUGAAUCCCCAAUGCUUAAUUACAGUGGGAGCGGUUUUCUUAGGCCACAGAUUCAGCCUUCAAGCAGUUUACACAGGAUACCAACAUACAGUAGUUCAAUUGGACAAAGUACAGUAUACCGUCAGGAAACUCUUUGCAGGAAUCGAUCACACAGACAUGGAGUCACAAGAAGAACCAGACGGCGAGCUAUUCUUAAAAAUGGAGAAUGUAAUAUACUUAAAUCAAGAAUAUCUCAGCGGCGGUUGAGAUUUCUCCAGGAUAUGUUUACUACCCUUGUCGAUGCUCAGUGGCGAUGGACCCUGCUCGUAUUUACACUUUCCUUCAUCUUAUCCUGGCUAGGAUUCGCACUUAUUUGGUGGUUAAUAGCAUUCACACAUGGAGAUCUGGAAACUGAUCAUUUACCGCCUAUGCAAGAGUCUUCAAAUUGGCAUCCUUGUGUAUCAAACAUUUUCGACUUUACCUCAUGCUUCCUCUUCAGUAUCGAAACUCAGCAUACUAUUGGUUAUGGCGCAAGAACAACUACGGAAGAGUGUCCUGAGGCAAUUUUUAUUAUGUGUUUACAAAGUAUAGUAGGAGUAAUGAUUCAAGCGUUCAUGGUGGGCAUUGUAUUCGCAAAGAUGACAAGACCCAAACACAGAACACAAACCUUAUUAUUUUCAAAACACGCAGUGAUAUGCCAGAGGGAUGGCGAGCUUUGCUUGAUGUUCCGGGUGGGUGAUUUAAGGAAGUCACAUAUUAUAGGAGCCAGUGUGCGAGCUCAGCUAAUCCGGUCAAGAACAACAAAAGAAGGAGAAACGUUGUCUCAUUACCAAACUGAACUGCAGCUAAAUGCAGAUGGGUGCGAUGGCAACUUGUUCUUUAUUUGGCCUAUUACAAUGGUGCAUAGAAUAAACGCCGAAAGUCCUUUCUAUGGAGUAUCCGCCGCUGACGUGCUACAGGAGAAGUUUGAGAUUGUCGUUAUACUAGAAGGUACUAUAGAAUCUACAGGGCAAACUACACAAGCAAGAUCUAGUUAUACAUCAAGUGAAAUUAUGUGGGGACAUAGGUUUGUGCCGCUAGUGACAUAUAAUCGUGAACGUCAAGGAUACGAAGUAGAUUAUUCUAAAUUCGAAGAAACUACGCAGGUGGAUACUCCCUUGUGUUCAGCCAAGGAACUGGAUGAUUUUUAUGGCAGCCAGGCUGAUCGUAGAUCUAUUGAGAGCACUGAACACGGCCAACAGGGGGUGUUCCUCAAAAUGCCGGAAAAGAAGAAACCAGAAGUCACAGCAGAGCAAAAAGACGGCGACUUCACUGUUACUUUGUAAAACAUUGUUCUUUGGAAUCUAAAAACGCUUUACACUAUUUUAGAUUUUGUAGGUUUACUAAUGUAUAAGCUCAAAUUUUUGUUAUUUUUGAGACUAUUUUCUUACUAUUUAUUUACAUGGGAUUAUAGUUAAAAUAUACUGUUUAACUUUUAUGUUAUAUCGACUAAAAUAGAAUCUCAACAAGUACCGUUAUUAUUUAUUGUAAAAAAUAUAUAAAAAUAAAAAAAAUAACUAUUAUAAUGGUCACAAACCAGUUUUAGAACUAGUCAGAUACUAGCUUAGCUUUUUGUAGUCUCAAAUUAUUAUGUAGUCUUCUUAAGGUUGUGCGAAGAAAACAAGUAUUAAAAUAAAAUAUUUAUUAAUUUUAAAACAUUCCAGCCUGUUGAAUUAGUCACAUACCUAGAUAUAUAAUUAUGUAAUAUACAAUUACUUUAUUUACCUCCUGAAUUUUUAUGAUAAGAAAAUUUAUUAAACCAUAUUA
Achroia grisella is the source of this 2254-nucleotide messenger RNA. RefSeq names its product G protein-activated inward rectifier potassium channel 3-like. Lineage: Eukaryota; Metazoa; Arthropoda; Insecta; Lepidoptera; Pyralidae. The transcript has 4 exons. Gene Ontology annotation, molecular function: inward rectifier potassium channel activity. Bases 322 to 1773 code for a protein of 483 amino acids. Gene Ontology annotation, biological process: potassium ion import across plasma membrane; regulation of monoatomic ion transmembrane transport. Gene Ontology annotation, cellular component: plasma membrane. The record is from RefSeq and is a predicted model, not a curated record.